AUGGACGUAAAUCAAUCCACGUCAACAGAAACGAACGGGAACAGUGGACUUUUCAGCAAAGGUAUUGAAUCAUUUGGCUCAUGGACUAAUGAUCUCGAAACUCUGAACAAAGAAUUCAAUGAUGCCAAACCAUUUCCGAAUGUUCAAAUCAAUGAUUUCUUCAAACCAGAAAUCGCCGAUGCACUUUACGAAGUAUUUCCAAAAGUUAGCGAUGAUCAUAAGUGGAUUGUCUAUCACAAUCCAAUCGAGAAGAAGCAUGCUUUAACCGAUUUCUCCUCACUACCCGAAUUCAAACAAUUAUUUGCUCUGCUACAAACUAAAGAAUUCGUUGAUAUUAUCAAACAAAUCAGCGGAAUUGAUAAUUUAGAAGCCGAUCCGCAUCUCCACGGUGCUGGACUUCACCAACACGUUCCCGGUGGUAAACUCGAUAUGCAUUUAGACUACAGUAUUCAUCCUGUAACAGGCAAAGAACGCCGAGUGAAUUUAAUUAUUUAUUUUACUAAAGAUUGGAAAGAAGAAUAUGGUGGAGCGAUUGAACUAUGGAAUGAAGAUUUUACAAAAUGCGAAAAGAAAUUAACUCCGUGUUUUAAUACAGCAAUGCUUUUUCGCACAUCGGAUGUGUCGUAUCACGGUUUACCUCUCCCGAUUAAAUGUCCCGAGGGUAAUUCCCGCAAAUCAAUCGCGAUUUAUUAUGUCUCAGAUCCUCGUCCAGAUCUGACGAAUAUUCGUUAUAAAGCACAAUUCCGUCCAUUGCCAACUCAGCCGGUGAAUGAAAAACUUGAGCAACUCUAUCGUAUUCGUGAAAAACGUAUUAUAACCAAAGACGAUUUGGAAACGAUCUAUCCCGAUUGGCAAACCGAUGGCAAUGGAUUUUGGUGA
This is a messenger RNA of Adineta ricciae, 879 nucleotides long. Lineage: Eukaryota; Metazoa; Rotifera; Eurotatoria; Adinetida; Adinetidae. The record is from the annotation of a GenBank genome assembly.